AUAUUAGAGGGAGGGCGGGGAAGGAAGGCGACUCGAUUUUCUCUCCCUGGGCUAUCCUUUUCCCUUCACCGCUUUCCGGCACUGAUCUCUUCGAGCAGGCGAGAAAAACUAGCCGGUCGCUCCUGUGCUCGCCGGAACCGAAACCGGGGUCGACUAUGGAUACGUUUUCAUAGUUACAUUCUCGAAGCGACAGCGCGCAUUUAUCCUAUGUACGUAGACUGAAAGCCGAUCAAGCGGCACUCUACCUAGUGGAUUUCCGGCCUUUCGUGUGCGCCCUGCGGGCUUCGCCGGAGGGAAGACAAGGAAUGCGUCUCGUCUUUCUCAAGUAAACACGAAUCGAGUCCUUUCGAGACAGCGUACUUUUCUCGAACAGAAUAACAACAUACUCUCAUAUUUUUGGAGUCCGAUCUUCUUCUUGUAGACAGGGAAUAAAAAACAGAGUGUUAGUACGUAUUUGAAGGGACCUUGACGAAAGCCGAGCUGCGGCACUCUUUCCGGUGUUAGUUUCACCUUCUUCGCUCGGAAGAAGCAAAUAAGAGAAAGAGAGAGCGACAGAUAUAUAUCAUGUAUAUAACAGAGAGAGAUAUGGAGAUCGUUCUGGACCAUCCGAUCGUCUUUUUCUCUGAAGAGCAGGAGCCUGAAACGGAAUCUGUUGAGUUCCUUUUCUCGACUGAAUGUGAACAUAUGCCUGACGGAAACUAUUCUCAGAAGUAUAAGACCAGAGAGCUUCAAGCAUCCGAUAGACAGGAAGCCAUUUCUCUCAUCUUGAAGAUUUCGAGAUUGGACCAUUUCGUCGCUUAUCUCGCUGUGAAUUACUAUGAUCGGUUCAUUUCGUGGCAGCAUAUCCCGAGGCACAAAGCGUGGAUAUCUCGCCUUGUCUGCGUCUCCUGUGUCUCCCUCGCAUCAAAGCUGCGGAAGGCGGAGUUCUUGCUUUCCGAUCUUCAGAGGGACGAAGGAUUCUUCUUUGACGUUCAGACGAUCCGCAGAAUGGAGCUAUUAAUUCUGAGCGCCCUCAAAUGGAGAAUGCGAUCCGUUACUCCGUUCUCCUUCAUAAAUUUCUUCCUUUCCCUCUGCGAUAUCGACUUUCAGCCAUUAAAGGCGGUAAUGAGGGCGCGGGCUAUCGAGAUGGUCCUGAGGUCGCAGGCGGAGGUCAAGAUUCUGGAGUUCCGGCCUUCGCUUGUCGCAGCGGCGUCUGUGCUCUGUGCUUCCCGUGAGAUCGCUCCGUCCUUCGCCGUCCACCAGGACGCCGUAGCCGAAUGCGUUCACAUGAAUAAAGAGCAGCUAGCUGCCUGCUACGAGUUGAUGCAGGACAUGAUUGUGGUCGACAAGUACGAGCCUGCAGCCCGUUCGAUGUCCAGCGAUGAUACGCCCGUUACCGUACUCGACCGCCAUUGCUCGAGCUCGGAAAGCGAGCUUGGAGACAGCGUCGUGGCGGCCUCCACGACGUCGUCCUCGGGUGGCUUGGCGACGCUCCAGCUCUACCAGACGGUGGCGUCGACCAAGAGGCGGAGGCUCAAUGGCCUGUGCACUGGCAAGAUCGUGCAGGUCUCCCAGAUGCAGCAGUGCUCAACGUGACCUGAACGCGACCCUCCAAGAACCCCAGCUGCUAGUCUUUCCCUCUCUUCGUGCUUUAGUUAUCUGUACGGAUGUGCCAAGGGAGAGACCAAAUAGUGAAAGGGAUAAAGGUGGUAAGAAGGCCUAGUCCAGUCUAGUUUCACCGGGGCAGGUAAUCCUCGAGAUCUUGCUCAACAAUCGCUGGUCAAUGUCUAGUUUUACCGUGAGUGGUCUUGCCUGGAAAAGCCCUAGCCCCUUCUCUAUUUCUUUCUGUGCGUUCAGGCUCUUAUCUUAAACAAUAAAACCAAGAAAAAAUAGAAAAAUUCGGAAAAAGCCGAAAAGGAGGACUCUGGUAGGUGAUUUUGGUUCA
Molecule: messenger RNA, 1924 nt
Organism: Nymphaea colorata (pocket water lily)
Lineage: Eukaryota; Viridiplantae; Streptophyta; Magnoliopsida; Nymphaeales; Nymphaeaceae
Product: putative cyclin-D6-1
Exons: 6
Coding region: 565-1575 (336 amino acids)
Biological process (GO): regulation of cyclin-dependent protein serine/threonine kinase activity; mitotic cell cycle phase transition
Cellular component (GO): nucleus; cyclin-dependent protein kinase holoenzyme complex; cytoplasm
Molecular function (GO): cyclin-dependent protein serine/threonine kinase regulator activity
Source: RefSeq, a predicted model, not a curated record